AUGCAAUCCAUCUGGCUGGCGGCGAUCGAUGUCCUGGCAUUAUUGCUCUUUAUCAGGUUCAUUCCGCUCGGUCUGAUGCUGGACGUGAACGACACCUCGUUCCUUGGUGGCUGCUCGGAAGUGUUCCAUUCGACCGGACAGAACAUUUGUUCGUGCGAGGCCAAGUCGGUGCUUGACGUCCGCAAGCCAUCUCAGAUUCGCUUCCACGAGCAAGAUCUGGUUCUCCAAACGAUUCGUGCGCCUAUCGACGAUCGAUCUAGCCAUGGGCGAGGCGCUCUACGAGUUCAAGUCACCCUCGAGGACGCUUCCGACAAAGAUGUUGCAAAGCAGGCCGCCAUGAGGGAAAGACCCGGGACCCCUUUCGACGUGAUUGACUUCGGCAAUAUGGCUUCGGAUGUCGAUGACGAUGCCGAUGACGAGCUUGAGUUCGAAGGAUACUCCACAAAGCAAAGGGCGUUGCAGACGCUCGAAGCGAGAGGAUUGGGACGAUCCAACUCUGAUCAAGCACAGGUCGGGGCCCGGGACUAUUGUGAGAGCAGAACAGCUAGUCAGACUUUGACACUCAGAACAUGA
Molecule: messenger RNA, 573 nt
Organism: Filobasidium floriforme
Lineage: Eukaryota; Fungi; Basidiomycota; Tremellomycetes; Filobasidiales; Filobasidiaceae
Exons: 1
Coding region: 1-573 (190 amino acids)
Source: RefSeq, a predicted model, not a curated record